AUGGCAAGUCAAACAAAAGCCGAGAUUCUCCUUGUCGGUUGCGGCGGCGUCGGCACAAUAUGUGCCUACAACCUUGAAGUAGACUCGCAAGCCAACGUUACAGCCGUGCUGAGGUCCAACUAUGAUGCCGUUGAUAAGAAUGGUUUCUCCAUUUCUUCCAUCGAGCAUGGCGAGGUGGCUAGCUGGACGCCCAGUAAAAUCACACAGACAGUAUCUGGGCAGGACAACGUCUCGUUUGAUUUCAUUGUGGUCACCACCAAAAACAUCCCAGAUCAGCCGCCGACAAUUGCAGAAGUGAUUUCUCCCGCUGUUACACGGGGACAUACGGUCAUUGUGCUGCUGCAGAACGGAAUCAACAUUGAGCGGCCAUUGUUCAAUGCCUUUCCCGACAACAUUGUCCUAUCUGGAGUUUCGAUGAUCAGUGCAACCGAGACAACGCCCGGAAAUGUACGACAAGACGACCCUGAUAUCUUGAUCAUCAGUCCAUUCCAUAAUCCCCGCAUUUCUGCAGACAAGGAAUUGGCUGCCGCACAACGUUUUGUCGAUUUGUACAACUCUUCGGGCAAAGGAUCGUGCAGAUUAGAGCCCGAUGUUGGUGACGUACGCUGGCGUAAGCUCAUUUAUAACGCUGCCUACAACUCCAUCUGCGCGAUAUUGGAUUUGGAUACUACCUCGAUUCGUUACGCAAAACAGCCUUUGAACGACCUGGUCAGGCCUGCCAUGUGGGAGGUCUGGAACAUUGCGAAGGCUGCUGGGUAUCCUCUUCCACCGGAGAUAGUGGAAGAGAAGCUUGACAUCGACACGUGGUCGUUUUUCAAGCCAAGCAUGGCACAAGACAUGAGCAAGGGCAAUUUUACCGAAUAUGAGAACAUCGUGGGCGAGCCCUUGCGUGAGGCUGAACGACUCGGUGUUCCAGCUCCCAAACUCACGGUGAUUUACAGCAUACUGAAAGCUCUGCAAUGGAGGACACGAGCGCAAAAGGGUUUGGUAAAGGUUCCAAUUGAAAGACCUCAGUCCCUAUCUCUGUCAGAAGAUAGCUAA
This is a messenger RNA of Talaromyces marneffei, 1041 nucleotides long. RefSeq lists its product as uncharacterized. Gene Ontology annotation, molecular function: 2-dehydropantoate 2-reductase activity. Bases 1 to 1041 code for a protein of 346 amino acids. Gene Ontology annotation, cellular component: cytoplasm. The record is from RefSeq and is a predicted model, not a curated record. The transcript has 3 exons. Lineage: Eukaryota; Fungi; Ascomycota; Eurotiomycetes; Eurotiales; Trichocomaceae. Gene Ontology annotation, biological process: pantothenate biosynthetic process.